GAGGAGCGAUGGCGGCGGCCUGAACUCACCUCAGCGGCGCUGUCGGCUGGGAUCGGGCCUGGUCAGGGUCGGGGUUCUCUUGAGUGGAACAGUAGAUUUGCACCUCUGGACUCAUCACUCAUCCCACUGUGUUUUCUGGUUCCAUGGCUAGUUAUUGGCUCUUACAGACCGGAUGAAGCAGACUGGAGAUAGAAGUGGAGAAGGCCUCCAACUGGUGGAUUCUCCAAGUGAGGUCCCCUGGCUGCUGGCCUUGACCAGCCUGCCUCAUGGAGAGAAUGAACUGGCUGAGCAGACUGGCUUCCCGGGGACCAGGGCCUCGUGUACCUCAAGGGACAAGUCCUCAGACUCCUGUCAUGGCUGACCCUGAGACCUGCCUCAUGGUCUUCAAGAAUCACUGGUCCCAGGUGGUGCGAAUCCUGGAACGGCAAGGCCCUCGGGCAGCAGAUGAUCUCAGUGCUGUUCGCAACCACACUUACCAGAUGUUGACACUGCUGGCAGAGGAUCGUGCCAUAUCCUCAGUGCACCCAACCCCUGGGCCCCUGCUGGAAUUUGCUCUGCGUGAAGAUCUGCUAACUCGAGUGUUAGCCUGGCAACUUAAGUGGGAUGAACUUGGGGAUGGGGUGGAGGAACGGCGCGCUGAGCAACUAAAACUGUUUGAGAUGCUAGUGAGUGAAGCACGUCAGCCACUGUUGCGGCAUGGUCCAGUUCGUGAAGCUCUGCUGACCUUGCUGGAUGCCUGUGGGCGUCCUGUGCCCAGUAGUCCAGCAUUGGAUGAAGGCCUGGUGCUACUUCUCAGCCAGCUAUGUGUGUGCCUGGCCCGGGAACCUUCAUUACUCGAGUUUUUCCUGCAGCCGCCACCAGAACCUGGAGCUGCCCCUCGUCUUCUCCUUUUUUCUCGCCUUGUCCCCUUUGUCCAUCGAGAGGGUACCCUGGGUCAACAGGCCCGAGAUGCUCUACUCCUACUCAUGGCUCUGUCAGCUGGGAGCCCCACUGUCGGUCGCUACAUUGCAGAUCACUCUUACUUCUGCCCGGUGCUGGCCACAGGGCUGAGUGCCCUGUACUCCUCACUGCCUCGAAAGAUUGAGGUUCCAGGAGAUGAUUGGCACUGCCUACGACGGGAGGAUUGGCUGGGAGUGCCAGCCCUUGCACUAUUCAUGAGUUCUCUUGAGUUCUGCAAUGCUGUCAUUCAGGUAGCUCACCCUCUGGUGCAGAAGCAGCUGGUGGAUUAUAUUCAUAAUGGGUUCCUAGUGCCUGUCAUGGGUCCUGCCCUGCACAAAACUUCUGUGGAGGAGAUGAUCGCCAGUACCGCCUAUCUGGAACUUUUUCUACGGAGUAUCUCUGAGCCUGCCUUGCUCCGUACUUUCUUGCGAUUCCUGUUGUUACAUCGGCAUGACACUCACACCAUCCUUGACACCCUUGUUGCACGUAUUGGCAGCAACUCCCGGCUCUGCAUGGUCUCUUUGAGUCUCUUCAGGACCUUACUGAACCUCAGCUGUGAGGAUGUUCUGCUUCAGCUGGUUCUCAGGUAUCUUGUCCCAUGUAAUCAUGUGAUGCUAAGCCAGAAGCCAGCAGUGCGUGAUGUGGACCUGUAUGGACGAGCUGCUGACAAAUUUCUCUCCCUAAUCCCACGAUGUUGUCGGCACAGUGCCCCCAGCCCACCCCGUCCAGAGCAUGCCUCUUGGGCAAGAGGUGGGCCUAGCAGAGAAGAAGGGAGAAGGGAGGAUACCACGGGCCCUGGAAGCCCAAGUGUUGACUCUUCUUCUGUAGUGACAGUGCCCCGACCAGCUACACCAUCUCGCCUGGCCUUCUUCUUGCGACAGCAGAGUUUAGGUGGCUCUGAGUCUCCAACCCCAGCCCCUCGCUCACCAGGGCUUACUGGAUCUCCAGCCUCCAGCCCUAGUCGACGGUCCAGCCCUGCAGAGGAGCCUGGUGAGCUGGAAGACAAUUACCUGGAGUAUCUGCGUGAGGCACGUUGUGGUGUGGACCACUGUGUCCGAGCCUGCCGUACCUGGUCUGCCCCCUAUGAUGGCGAGCGACCUCCUCCUGAGCCCAGCCCUAUUUGCUUCCGGACUAAGAAGCGAAGCCCUCUGCCUGAGGGGGAUAGGGACAAUGUGGGGGAAGGAGAAGAGGAAGAUCUGGGGAGUAGGGGGUUGGCUGGGGCUGUAGAUGAGGGAUCCAGCCACUUAACCCCUCUUCAGCUUAAUGGAGUAUCAGGACCAUGGCCUGCAGGGUCCAAGAAGGUUCGCCGGGUGCCACAGGCGGGAGCUGGGGAACUUCUAGAGGGCAUCUCUGAAGGCAUGGCAGGACUAGAGUGUUUUGGACAGGAGCUCCGGGAGCUGGAGGUGGCAUUGAGCAAUGGGGGGGCUGGCGCAGAGCUCCCCUUAGAGCCUCCACUACCUCUUGAGGAGGAGGAGGCCUAUGAGAGCUUCACCUGUCCCCCUGAGCCCCCAGGCCCUUUCCUCAGCAGCCCUUUGCGGACUCUCAACCAGCUGCCAAGCCAGCCCUUCACUGGCCCCUUCAUGGCUGUGCUCUUUGCCAAACUCGAGAACAUGCUGCAGAACUCCGUCUAUGUCAACUUCCUGCUGACGGGGCUGGUGGCCCAGCUGGCCUGUCACCCCCAGCCCCUGCUCCGCUCUUUCCUGCUCAACACCAACAUGGUCUUCCAGCCCAGUGUCAAGUCCCUGCUGCAGGUUUUGGGCUCUGUGAAGAAUAAGAUUGAGACCUUUGCAGCCUCCCAGGAGGACUUCCCAGCACUAUUAUCCAAAGCCAAGAAGUACCUCAUUGCACGUGGCAAGCUGGACUGGACCGAGGGCCCUACAGCAGGACCUGCUCUCCGCCGCUCUGAUCCCCUAAUAAAGAGCCGGAGACCAUCCUUGGGAGAGUUGCUCCUGCGGCAUGCACACAGCCCUACCAGGGCCCGACAAGCAGCACAGCUGGUUCUUCAGCCAGGAAGAGAUGGAACAGGACUUGGCCUAAGUGGGAGCUCCCCUGGGACUUCAACUCCUGUUCUCCCUCCCCGGGGAGGGGCCCCUGAGCGCCAAGGUGAGGCUCUUCGAGUCAAGAACGCUGUCUACUGUGCAGUCAUUUUCCCUGAGUUUCUCAAGGAAUUGGCUGCCAUCUCCCAGGCUCAUGCUGUGACCUCGCCUUUCUUGCUGGAUACUUCAGAGGAGGCAUCUGGCCCUCCCAUCUCAGGCUCUGGGCCCCUCAAUCCGUAACUUUCUUCCAUGGACAAUCAGGGCCUUAAAUGCUCUAGGCAGGGGCCUAGGCACAGGCUCCUUUUUAUGUUUGGAGGCAGUGGCAAGAAGACUUUUUAAUUUAUUUCAGAUGAAUGUUUUAUGGAGAACUUGUUGCAAUAUGUAUAAAAGGGAAAUCUCUA
Suncus etruscus (white-toothed pygmy shrew) is the source of this 3376-nucleotide messenger RNA. It is a transcript of the gene FHIP1B, whose product is annotated as FHF complex subunit HOOK interacting protein 1B. Gene Ontology annotation, biological process: endosome to lysosome transport; lysosome organization; early endosome to late endosome transport. Gene Ontology annotation, cellular component: FHF complex. NCBI's taxonomy places the organism in Eukaryota, Metazoa, Chordata, Mammalia, Eulipotyphla, Soricidae. The transcript is spliced from 12 exons. The record is from RefSeq and is a predicted model, not a curated record. The coding region runs from base 267 to 3215 and encodes 982 amino acids.